GCAUAGCUUGCUCUUUCUGCACAAGAUUCUAGCAGUUUGGGUAGUGCGUUUGUGAAGUUCUUCAUGGUCUUCGUUUGGGGUAAGGCCUGCAUGUGUGGCCUUUCCUCGUCAUAUUAUGCGGUCGGCAACAGCGAUCUACAGGAGGGGAAGGCUCGUUUGCCUAGACUCAACGUCACAAGGAAGGAACUGUGCAGCUGAGCAGGCAACAACUGCACCUUCUCAUUCUUGAGCCGCUCCUUCUCAUUCAGUCUGUGUCUCCUACAGUUGAUAUAAAGAUCCACGAAGCUCUCCUCUUAGCCUCGAAGUGUCAUUCCCACAUCACACCCACGAACAAUCACUUCCCAUCUCAAGUCGAGACCACUACCACUUACACGGAUCCCAUACCGCAAAUCAUCAUCAUGGCCGACACUAACCCCGGAAACUUUGCCAACCGUCCCACUGAGGAGGUUCGCGAGAUCGCAGCCAAGGGCGGUCAUGCCAGCCACGGUGGUGGCAUCCCACAGGAAGUCCCGAGCGGCAACACGAACCCUGGUAACUUUGCAAACCGCCCCACGGAGGAGGUUCGCGAGAUUGCGGCCAAGGGAGGUCACGCCAGCCACGGCGGCGGAAUCGAGGCCGAGACCCACUCGGCCACCGGCAACACCAACCCCGGCAACUUUGCCAACCGGCCCAAGGAGGAGGUUCAAGAGAUCGCAGCCAAGGGCGGGCACGCAAGCCACACGGGCGGUUUCGCCAGCAUGGACGCCGACAAGCUGCGCGAGGUUGCUUCCGAGGGCGGCAAGGCGUCGUCCGGCUCGUUUGAGCCCGGCUCAGAGAGGGCGCGCGAGGCGGGACGCAAGGGAGGUCUCGCGGGUGGAUCGGACUGAGGUGUUUGGUUUGGCAAGGUAGCAGCACUCAGAGCUCUAUUCCCACGGCUAUUUGAGCGCAACGACACAGGACAAUACCUAGGACGAAGC
This is a messenger RNA of Colletotrichum scovillei, 956 nucleotides long. Its product is annotated as stress-induced bacterial acidophilic repeat domain-containing protein. The coding region runs from base 399 to 866 and encodes 155 amino acids. NCBI's taxonomy places the organism in Eukaryota, Fungi, Ascomycota, Sordariomycetes, Glomerellales, Glomerellaceae. The record is from RefSeq and is a predicted model, not a curated record. The transcript is spliced from 4 exons.